Messenger RNA from Lotus japonicus, 1665 nucleotides. Its product is annotated as transcription factor GTE1-like. The record is from RefSeq and is a predicted model, not a curated record. Bases 292 to 1320 code for a protein of 342 amino acids. Gene Ontology annotation, molecular function: protein binding. NCBI's taxonomy places the organism in Eukaryota, Viridiplantae, Streptophyta, Magnoliopsida, Fabales, Fabaceae. The transcript is spliced from 9 exons.
AUUUAUUUAAGCCUUGUGAGAAGCCCCUGCUCUCAUCUGAUAGGUUAUAAACUUGUCUCCCUAUUAGACAGUUAACCUAAUCAGACUUAUAAGAAUAGAGAGCAGUUUUUCUCACCUAGGCUCAAAACACAAAAGGACUGAUUCUUCGCUCAUAUCAGAAAUUGUCGAAGUCCUUCCAUCGUCCACGGGAUUUUAUUUUGCUUCUUCAAGAAACCGUUACUACAAAGUCGCAUACAUUGGAAAGCGACAUCACUAGAAGAGAACAAAAAUUCACUUCAACAAUUAUUAUCAAUGGAUCCAAAUUUUGGUGCAUCUUGUUCCAAUGUCACGGAGGAAAAUUUGAACCGUUACAGGCAUUUUGUCAAUGAAAUUCUCACCAAAGUUCAAAGGCUUGAGAAGCAAGUUAAUGAGGUUGAACAGUUCUACAAUCCCACUGAUGGUGUUCAAGUUAAUCAUUACAAAGGGAGGGGGAUGCAUCUUUCUGGCACCAAGAAGUCAAUUUUACAAGGUGGAUCAAGUAGGGAAGUUCUGGGAAUGCAAGAGCUCAUGCACCGGUUUGAAACAAUAUUGGAUGAGAUAACUCAGGAUAGAUGGGCUGAACCCUUCUUGGAACCUGUAGAUGUUAAGGGUCUUGACUUGUAUGACUAUUAUGAGAUUAUUGAGAAGCCUAUGGAUUUCAGCACAAUAAGAAGAAAAAUGGAUGCCAAGGAUGGCUCUGGUUAUAAGAACGUGCGGGAGAUAUAUUCUGAUGUCCGGUUGAUUUUUAAGAAUGCAAUGAAAUAUAAUGACAGAAAACAUGAUAUCCAUGUUAUGGCGAAGAACUUGCUGGAGAAAUUUGAGAAGAAAUGGCUGCAACUUUUGCCUAAAGUUGUUGAGGCGGAGAGUGAAAGAUUAGCGGAAGAACGGUUGAAUGCACACAUUGCCCAAGAAGCCAAUUGUGCCAAUAUGGCUAGGGAAAUAAGCUUUGAGCUAGGUGAGGUUGACACAGAUUUAAAGAAUCUCAAAGCAAUGGUGAUUGAAAAUUGCAGGAAACUGUCAGCUCAAGAGAAAGUAACGCUUGGGACAGCUCUCACCAAAUUGUCUCAUGAAAACCUCAUGAGGGCAAUGCAGAUAAUUUCUGAGAACAACCCAAACUUCCAGCCAGAUGUUGAAGAGGUGAACCUUGACAUUGAUGCUCAGAGUGAUUACACACUGUGGAGAUUAAAUAUUUUUGCUAAAAGUGCACUAGAGGUUCAAGGAAGAACACAUGCAGACACAGUUGCUAACCAUAACAGUAAUGUUGAGGAGGAGGAGAGAAGCAACAAAAGGAGGAGAGUUUAAUGGUUCCUGUGUCAAAGACACAAUUUUGAUCUGGAGCAUUCUGAUAUACUUUUAUGUGUUUUUACUUGGUGGUGAUUGUUGGUGGUGAUAUGAUUUUUGUUCUUCAGUUUUUUGUGAUAUAGAGUAUGCAAGUCUGGAUUUUUUUUUGCACAGGUGGUGCUUUGUUAUAUUGUUCUGAUUAGGAUUUGAUUAUACUUGGUUUAUAGAUGUCAUUUGGCUUGGUUUCAGCCAUUAGUUUAAUCUCUUUUAGUGGUAAUAAAAAACCAUCUUCUGCAAAUUAUCCCUUCUUUUGUACAGCCAUAAAAAUGAUCAACCAUAUAUCUUAGUUGCUCAAUUCAUGACCAA